This is a messenger RNA of Hermetia illucens (black soldier fly), 3676 nucleotides long. It is a transcript of the gene Drp1, whose product is annotated as dynamin-1-like protein. Gene Ontology annotation, molecular function: GTP binding; GTPase activity; microtubule binding. Gene Ontology annotation, cellular component: membrane; microtubule; mitochondrion. NCBI's taxonomy places the organism in Eukaryota, Metazoa, Arthropoda, Insecta, Diptera, Stratiomyidae. Gene Ontology annotation, biological process: mitochondrial fission. Bases 84 to 2342 code for a protein of 752 amino acids. The transcript has 9 exons. The record is from RefSeq and is a predicted model, not a curated record.
UCAAGGAACUGAGACAGUGAGUUAAGUCAAAAGCUGGAAAUCAGCGAGUUUUGUCUCAGCCGUCAGAGUUAUUAGCGCGAGUUAUGGAAGCAUUAAUUCCGGUCAUAAAUAAGCUCCAAGAUGUUUUCAAUACAGUCGGAUCCGAUUCGAUUCAAUUGCCACAGAUCGCCGUGCUUGGCAGCCAGAGUUCCGGUAAAAGUUCGGUAAUCGAAAGUUUAGUAGGACGCUCAUUUCUACCCCGUGGCACUGGAAUCGUAACUCGGCGACCUCUUAUUUUACAAUUAAUUUACACUCCACUCGAUGACAAGGAAAACAGAUCUGCUGAAAAUGGAACGCUUCAACUUGAAGAAUGGGGAAAAUUCCUCCACACGAAAAACAAAAUCUUCUCCGAUUUCAAUGAGAUUCGUCGUGAAAUCGAAGAAGAUACCGAUCGAAUGGCUGGAUCUAACAAAGGAAUAUGUCCAGAGCCGAUCAAUCUUAAAAUUUACUCCAUGCGUGUUGUUAAUUUGACUCUAGUUGACUUACCGGGACUCACAAAAGUUCCAGUCGGUGACCAACCUGAAGAUAUAGAAACACAAAUUAAAAAUCUGCUCAUAAAAUAUAUUGAAAAUCCCAAUUCAAUCAUCUUGGCCGUAACCGCAGCCAAUACAGACAUGGCUACAAGUGAAAGUUUAAAACUGGCUAAGGAAGUCGAUCCGGAUGGGCGCAGAACUUUGGCUGUUGUCACGAAACUUGAUCUCAUGGAUGCCGGAACUGAUGCUAUUGAUAUUUUAUGCGGGCGUGUGAUUCCCGUAAAAUUAGGUAUAAUAGGCGUCGUAAAUCGCUCGCAACAGGAUAUUAUCGAUCAGAAACAAAUCGAGGAGCAAUUGAAAGAUGAAGCGGCUUUUCUGCAAAGAAAAUAUCCAACGCUUGCAACUCGUAAUGGCACACCGUACUUAGCAAAAACUUUGAAUCGUUUACUAAUGCAUCAUAUCAGGGAUUGUUUGCCGGAUUUAAAGACCCGUGUGAACGUUAUGGUCUCCCAGUUCCAAUCGCUCCUUCAUUCUUACGGCGAAGAUGUGUCAGAUAAAAGUCAGACACUUUUGCAAAUCAUCACGAAGUUCGCUAGUGCCUACAAUUCUACAAUCGAAGGAACAGCUCGGAACAUAGAAACGACUGAACUUUGUGGUGGGGCUCGGAUUUGUUAUAUUUUCCACGAAACAUUUGGUCGAACAUUGGACUCCAUUCAUCCUUUGAGUGGUUUGUCAAAAAUGGAUAUCCUGACCGCGAUUCGAAAUGCCACAGGCCCGAGACCGGCACUAUUCGUUCCAGAAGUGUCAUUUGAGUUGUUAGUCAAAAGACAAAUUCGACGUUUGGAAGAACCUUCUUUACGUUGUGUUGAACUCAUUCACGAGGAAAUGCAAAGAAUUAUUCAGCAUUGCGGCAACGAGGUUCAACAAGAAAUGCUCAGUGUCGAUAGGUUCCCUAAACUACAUGAAAAAAUCGUCGAUGUAGUGACACAGUUACUGCGACGUCGACUUCCAACAACAAAUUGCAUGGUUGAGAAUUUGGUAGCUAUCGAGCUGGCAUACAUUAACACGAAGCAUCCAGAUUUUCAUAAAGAUGCGGCCCUGGUUCCUAGCUUGCUUAAAUCCGAUAUGAUUGAACAAUGGGCACAACAACAAAAUGCAGUUCAACGCCGAAAUGGACCACAGCCAAGACCAAUGUCGACACAUAUAGUUGGCACUCAAGGAGAGGGAGAUCGAGCUGAACCAGUACAGGCUCGAGUUGUUCGUCUAUUAAACUUCAGUGAAAAAUCUGUUUGGAAUUUUGUUGGCGAUUAUCUCGAAUCUGAGAAUCACGUCAUGGAGAAUUCGCAGCCACCACAGCAACAGCAACAAAACAGUUGGCUGUCGAAUAUCCUCCCACCCCCAUCUGGUCAUUCAGAAAGUGUAGAAAGCUCGGCCAGUAAUACACCAGUACACAAUUCAGUUCAGAGCCCACUGAAGCCUGUUAAUCUACUACCCGAUGUUCCAACGCACACUAACACCCGAAAGCUGACAGAUAAAGAGCAGAAAGAUUGUGAUGUAAUCGAGCGCCUCAUUAAAUCGUAUUUCUAUAUUGUGAGGAAGUCUAUACAGGACUCGGUACCAAAAGCUAUUAUGCAUUUCCUAGUAAACUACGUGAAAGACAAUUUGCAAAGUGAACUUGUUACACAUUUGUAUAAAUCAGACAAAGCUGAAGAACUGCUGAACGAGUCGGAUCAUAUUGCAGUUAGGCGAAAGGAAGCGGCAGAUAUGUUGAAGGCUCUCACCCGCGCCAAUCACAUCAUUAGUGAAAUACGCGAAACUCAUAUGUGGUAAGGUGUUGACUACUAUCGGUGAUUCGUGAAUUUUCUACAGAGAUCUUAGCAUGCGGUGGAACGUUCUUCUGCAAAAUAUUAAUAUAAAAAUCCCACUUAUUUACUCAUUUUUACUUAUUGCUUGCUUUCUUUACAGUAACUUUUUCUUAUCUUUCUAAAGUUAAAAAAUGUCAUCUUUUUAUUCUAAUCAUUUCGUUUCAAACUGGCGCUUAGAAUUGUGAAUUUAAUGAAUCUUAAAAUUACUGACAUUUAUUACUGUUAAACAAAAUUAAAAACUAUUCACUAUUCGAAAAAGACGGUAUAACGCUCGCUGAGGCAUAAAGUGGACGGACUUUCUGCCCAUUAGAAUGUUAGAACUGAAGAAACUCGUCUAAUUUGGAGCAUUUUGGUAUUGGAUUGUGUUUAUGGGGUUUGUAGUAGAGCUAGAUUCAGUCACUCUAAAUUCAUACUUUUCAUUCAAAAUUAUACUUAACUGUUCGAAAAGCUCACAAAAAAAGCAGUACCCAUUAUUCCGGACGUAUGUAUUGCAUGCAGCAGAUGUCAGCGAUGUCUAAACCUAUAAAAGUCGUACCUACCGAAAUCAAUACACAAGAAAUGACACGAAACCGCCUACAUUUUAUGGCGAUGGAUAGCAGCGAAACCCAAAUAUGACAUGAACGUUUAGUAUCAUAUGCAUUUUUAAAAGUAUUUAAUACAUCCAAAUAUAGAAGCAGGAGGGAGAAAUAUAUGGAAAUAUAAGAGGGUUGCGUGUGAAUAUUAUUAGAAGUUAGGCGUGUUUUUUUUAUUUUUCAAUUAUUGUUUAGAAAUAUUUGUAGUGAUAAUUAAACUAUACAAUUGUUGAUAAGACUUCAUUCAUUUUUCAUAUUCUUUGAAUAUUAUAUUGUUACGAAAGCUUAUAAACAAUAGUCAAAUGCGAGUUUUAUUUAGAAUAAACCUUUUUGAAUUUUUGUUGAUAAACGUGAUAAUCAGAAACCGAACAGAAACAGAAUAGUUGUAAUUUUUAGGCAAAAUGCAUAAUAAUUGUAAUACCAACAUUAUAAUUGUGAAUAAUUUAUUCAACUGAACCUUUACUUUCUUUCUAACCUAUCUCCUUCAUCUUUCAAUUCUCAUUGUUAAUUUAGCAUGAAAAGCAAAGUUUAGUGUUAAGAGGUCAUUCCCACGAUAGGAGAAAAAAGAAAUACCGGAAAUGUAGGGGAGAAAGGUCAGAAGUAAAAGUCGAGAAACAAAUACGGAAACAAACUGAAAAACUUGAGAAAUCAAUAUCUAUCAAAUGCUAGUCUUAAUGAACAAAAAUUGUUUAUAUUUGGCGCCAAUAAAUGCUAAAUAGUCAAUGAA